Molecule: messenger RNA, 1410 nt
Organism: Uranotaenia lowii
Lineage: Eukaryota; Metazoa; Arthropoda; Insecta; Diptera; Culicidae
Product: zinc carboxypeptidase-like
Exons: 4
Coding region: 12-1316 (434 amino acids)
Biological process (GO): proteolysis
Molecular function (GO): metallocarboxypeptidase activity; zinc ion binding
Source: RefSeq, a predicted model, not a curated record
UUGUGAGAAAUAUGGAGCUCAGUAAAAGUGCCUUCGUUCUACUUGUGGUUUUUGGAUUGUCCGUAGGAAUAUACGGCGAGAAGGCUCGUUUCGAUAACUACCGGGUGUAUCGUAUUCACAUCGAAAAUGAACAUCAGAUAAAAGUGUUACAAGCCAUCGGAAAUCUACGUGGAGGUUACAGCUUCUGGGAUGAUCCGAUAAAAGUUGAUAGUGAUGUUGACUUGGUAGUUCCUCCUCAUAAGUUUGGUGAGUUCGGUGAAAUCGUUGAAAAUCAUGGAAUUGCGGCCAAUUUGAGUGUUCCGGAUCUUCAGAGGUUGUUGGACGCGGAACGACCGGUCACUCGAAAAGCAGGAGUUCAUUGGACUGCUUACAACACUCUGGAAGAAAUCUACGACUGGAUGGACCAACUGUUAAAGGUUCACUCAGAUUUCCUGACACCGAUUGUGGCCGGUCACUCCUACGAAAAUUGUCCCAUACGAGGGCUUAAGGUAUCUUAUAAAGCUGGAAAUCCGGGAGUGUUCAUGGAAGGCACAACUCAUGCAAGGGAGUGGAUCAGCGCUGCUUCGAUUACCUGGAUGCUGAACCAGUUGCUGACUUCCCAAGAUGAGAACAUUCGACGAGUUGCUGAAAACUACGACUGGUACUUCUUCCCUGUUACUAACCCAGACGGUUACGUUUACACCCACACUACUAACCGUCUGUGGCGCAAGACUCGGAAACCAUACACAGAGGUGUGCUAUGGAGCUGAUCCGAACAGGAAUUGGGGAGCUUAUUUUAAACAGGGUGGCUCCUCAUCUGAUCCUUGCACCGAUACCUUCGCUGGACCUUACGCAUUUUCCGAGGUGGAAACCAAGAGUGUCUCCGACUACUUCACAUCGAUUCAAGCCUCGAUCAGCACCUAUUUGGCAUUCCAUUCCUCUGGACAGCUGCUGAUGAUUCCUUAUGGUUAUACAACCGAGAAGUUAGACAACUAUGAAGAAAUGAUGGAAGUUGGUAGAAAGGCCAUCGAGAAACUUAAGGAACGUUACGGCACCGAGUACCGAAUUGGAAACGUUGCUGAAGCCAUUUAUGUAGCGUCCGGUGGAAGUAUCGAUUGGGUCAAAAGUACUUACGACAUUCCGAUUGUGUUCGUGUACGAGCUACGAGAUACUGGGGCCCAUGGAUUUUUGCUGCCUCCGGAACAGAUUAUUCCGACGGCCGAGGAAACUCUGGACUCGGUCAUCGUUAUCUUGGACGAAGGUGAGAAGCGUGGAUUGCACAAUCGUCAAUCAGUGCGGGAUGGCCGCAAGCCAAUCGACUCUGGUGUGGCUGAUUGAGUGGUUAAAUAUUUUUCAUCGAUGACUUAUCGUUUUGGUGCCCUAAAUAUUUGCAAUAAAGCUUGGUAAUUGUUUCUCACGGGUCAGAGGUAAU